Messenger RNA from Carassius auratus (goldfish), 3298 nucleotides. It is a transcript of the gene zbtb47b, whose product is annotated as zinc finger and BTB domain containing 47b. The transcript has 6 exons. Gene Ontology annotation, cellular component: nucleus. The record is from RefSeq and is a predicted model, not a curated record. The coding region runs from base 674 to 2398 and encodes 574 amino acids. NCBI's taxonomy places the organism in Eukaryota, Metazoa, Chordata, Actinopteri, Cypriniformes, Cyprinidae. Gene Ontology annotation, biological process: regulation of transcription by RNA polymerase II. Gene Ontology annotation, molecular function: DNA-binding transcription activator activity, RNA polymerase II-specific; RNA polymerase II cis-regulatory region sequence-specific DNA binding.
CAAACAUGCAAGGUCAUGAGAACCUGGGAGACAAAUUCUCCAUGUCCCCAUAAGGGCAGCUCCUAUUGAUUUACACAUUUUUAGCAGUAGAUGUAGACUACAGCUCAGGCAUGAAAAAAUUAUACAGUGCAAUGGCCCUUUAAAACUUCUGACAAAAGCCCAUAUGAUCCCCGAGCUCCAAUCACCAAAUUCCUACUGCAAAAGCAGCCUCUGCAUUUUUGUCUGUCUGAAUGCUGCUAGCACGGCGGAAAAAACAGUGAGGGGAAGGAAAACUGAAGAAAUGUGAAAAUCCAAUGUACUGUUACAUGGAGAGCGGAAGUCCUGCGCAAAUGGAGUUAAUCACGGAGUGCUAUGCUAGAGACCCCGGAUCAAAAUGAGGAGAGGACUGCUGCUGAGUUCUUUCUGCUGGAGGAUGCAGCGCUGCACUUCACUUGUUUAAUGGACAGGCAUCUCUACCAGCCUGAACGCCGUGGACCUCGUGCUGGUGUCCCACCGUACCUUUUCCUCCCAGAAGGACGUGCUGGGUGACCAUACCCCCUACAUCCAGGCCCUCCUCUUCCAGAGUCAACCACCGCACCGCAUAAACCUGGUCUUCCAGGUGCUGAGUAUCCAAAUCCUUAACUUCAUCUAUAUUUCCAUCUUUGAAAUCCUACAGGUGGCCAUUGUGCUCCAAAUGAGUUCCUGCCACGAGCUGCUUGGGUCCAAUGAGAUGGCAGACACAGACAGGCGAGGCAAUGCCUCCAGUCAGAUGUACAAGAUGAAGGAGCUUGAGAAGAUGUACACACAACAAGGAAAUGGAACAUUCUCAUUGCUUGUAGAGGGCAGUGGGGUCAGUAGGGAAGUUACGCAAACACACUCAUCUAGCGUCUACACCAGCCCACAAACCAAACACUUCUACAAAAAAGAUGACAGUGGAGGGGGAGUGGCUAGUGGAGGAGGGCGGAGCUUAUGCCCAAUAGAGGGAGGAGCUGGUCUAAAUGAAGCGUGCUCCCAGGAUAGUUCAGUCUCCUUUAACAGACAGCAGAUUAUCGUGGAGGUCAAUCUCAAUAACCAGACUUUGAAUGUUUCUAAAGGGUCUGACGCCAAGGGCGUCAUCUCAAGUACCUCAUCCCUCCUCGCCAGUGUGGUGGAGGGUAAGGAACAGGAUGAUAAUGAAGUUGUUGGUGAGCACGAAGAAGAAGAGUAUGAACACAGAAAGCAAGGGAUUGAAAAUUGCAGCGAUGACGAAGACGAUGAGGAUGAAGAAGAGAAUAAUCAUGACAUUCCAGAAACAGGAUGCACCAGCGUGGAAAGACGGAAUGCCGUGGACACCAUCGCCAGACAGACGCUAAAUGACACGGCACUACGGGAGGGGGGGAAGAGGAGUAAAGACCAGGAGAGUCUGGGACAGAAGGUGAAGCUCGAAGAAAAGCAGCACUUUUCCUGCAAGAAGUGCCCUCGUGUUUUCAACAACCGCUGGUACUUGGAGAAGCACAUGAACGUCACCCACAACCGCAUGCAGAUCUGCAAUAAAUGCGGCAAGCGCUUUUUACUUGAGAGCGAGUUGCUGCUACACCAUCAGACAAACUGUGAGAAAAACAUACAGUGCGUGACUUGUGGAAAAGCUUUUAAAAAGCUGUGGUCUUUACACGAACACAACAAGAUUGUCCACGGAUAUGCUGAGAAAAAGUUCUCUUGUGAAAUCUGCGAAAAGAAGUUCUACACCAUGGCACAUGUCCGGAAGCACAUGGUUGCUCACACAAAGGACAUGCCAUUCACUUGCGAAACGUGUGGGAAGUCCUUCAAACGCAGCAUGUCUCUUAAAGUGCACUCUCUGCAGCAUUCUGGAGAAAAGCCCUUCAAGUGUGAGAACUGCAGUGAAAGAUUCCAGUACAAAUACCAGCUGAGGUCGCAUAUGAGCAUCCAUAUCGGACAUAAGCAGUUCAUGUGUCAGUGGUGUGGGAAAGACUUCAACAUGAAGCAGUACUUCGAUGAACACAUGAAGACACACACUGGAGAGAAACCAUAUAUCUGUGAAAUCUGUGGAAAGAGCUUCACGAGCCGGCCCAAUAUGAAACGGCACCGCCGCACUCACACUGGUGAGAAACCGUAUCCCUGUGACAUCUGCGGACAGCGUUUCCGCUUCUCCAACAUGCUCAAAGCCCACAAGGAGAAGUGCUUCCAGGUCAGCAACCCCGUGGUAUCUGAUGCCACCAACCUUGUGGCCCUGGAGCCCAAGUCAACUGAUAUGGACACACCAGCAAACCAGUUCCCCAGCCACCCCAAUACCCCUCCCAGUGAGGCGUCCGGUCUCCACCAGGUCAAAUCGCUCGCACUACCCUUCGUUCACUCCAUCGUAGGUCUUCCAUCUCCCCCGGAUCUGUUUUCCACUGAAAGGGUUAACUCUGGUAACAACUAGUUUUGAAUACAAGGUUGAAGUUCCUUUGAUUGUUUAUUGUCUGGAACCCAAAAGCUUGCAUUAGCUCCUCACGAGCUUUUUGAUUCACAUCCAAUGUGAAUCCCUCUCAUGGGGGUUUCCAAACAUGCCGAGUGAGGUCUAAGACUUCCAGCGGGUGUUUGAACAGUGUGUGACACUGAUUAAUUCUUUAAAACUGUGCACAUUUUCACUUAUCCUGUUCUCAUAGAGAUAUUUUAUAUACUGUUCAAAUAAGCUUCUCGAAUUUAAGAAAGAAAACAAAUGUUCUCAUUAUUUUUGUUUACUGCAUUUUUGCGAGCUGCAGGAUUAGCAUUUAGCAUCGCAUUUCUGCAUUUCACACACUCUUGCCAUGGACUUUAACACUUUGUUGGUUCAGUCAAACCAGUUGAGAUUCCCAUAAGCUGCCAUACGAGAUAUAGACACAGACUGAACUUGCUGUGGGACAUGAGCAUUGCAAAGUUUUGGAACAGCUCUUCAGCCAAUAAACAUGUAGUAGUCCCACUGCCAUAACCAAAUCCAGAUGUAUUCCAGUAACCAAAUUCUGUUGGCUUAUAUGUUAUUACUGAAUAUGAAAUGUAUAAUCACUCCAGCACCUUAUUUUUAAUUGUAGAUUUAUAUUGUACUGUCUUUGUAUCCUGAAAGUUUCAAGUUUUGUCACAAUGGGCUUCUCUGCGUAUUUGCAGAGGUUUGUUUUUAGAGGCGUCUGUGCAGGCCACAGGUGCGACCGGUGGAUUGUGUUAAAGGUUAUAUGUAGCAGAGGCACUUGAGAAUAAUUGAUAUUUGUCACUUAGAUGAAUGAUUCACCCAAAAAUAAAAAUUUGCAAAAAAAAAAAAAGUUCAUACAAGAUUUAGACAAGUUUGUUUCUUCUUCUCAACAGAUGU